Liolophura sinensis is the source of this 1014-nucleotide messenger RNA. Its product is annotated as fibroblast growth factor receptor 2-like. NCBI's taxonomy places the organism in Eukaryota, Metazoa, Mollusca, Polyplacophora, Chitonida, Chitonidae. The coding region runs from base 1 to 1014 and encodes 337 amino acids. Gene Ontology annotation, molecular function: transmembrane receptor protein tyrosine kinase activity; ATP binding. The transcript has 6 exons. Gene Ontology annotation, biological process: protein phosphorylation; positive regulation of kinase activity; multicellular organism development. Gene Ontology annotation, cellular component: signaling receptor complex; plasma membrane. The record is from RefSeq and is a predicted model, not a curated record.
AUGUUUACAGAAGAGAUAUCAGAGCCUGUAGAAACGUUAAGUUCAAACCUUGCCUUCAUCGUCGCUCCGACAGCAUUAGGCUUGGUGUGUGCAGUCAUAGGGACCUACCUCUGGAUCAGGCGAAGGCAGAUUCGGAAACAUCGGCUCGCGCUCAAGAAGGCCAAAGAAGGUGGCAUUCUGCAAGCAGUUAAUCCCUUUUACAAAACAAAUGGUAGCCUGUGUCCGAACGAGACUUCCGCUCUGCUGGUGGACGAUUAUGAGGUUGACUGGGCCUGGUUCAAGGUGGGACCCUGUCUUGGAGAAGGAGCCUUCGGGAAGGUGUUACGAGCUGACCUACGGGACGGCUUUGUGUUGAACAAAGCUCGACCAGAAACCAAGACUUUUGCAGUCAAAGUCCUCAGAGAUUUCCCAACAGAAGAAGAACGUCGAAACUUGUUGCUGGAGAUUGAAUUCAUGAAAGAACUAGGUCAACACCGAAAUAUCGUUAAUAUUAAUGGCUGUUGUACAAUCGCCUCGGAUGUUCGACUCAUCAUGGAUUAUUGCCCCUUAGGAGAUCUUCGGAACUAUCUCAGGCGUUGUCGUCAGGAGGAGUAUAUCGCCAAACAGCGAUUUGUACACCGUGACCUGGCCGCCAGAAAUGUACUCGUCUGCGCUGAUAAGUCCAUCAAAAUAUCUGACUUCGGGCUUACACGAGACGUCUACCAGAAUAACGUGUGGUCUUUCGCUGUGGUUUUAUGGGAAAUAGUGACGCUAGGUGGCUUCCCUUAUCCCGGUAUCCCAGACAAAGACCUCUUCCGGUUGUUAAAAGAUGGCUACAGGAUGGAAAGACCUAGUAACUGCAGCUUGGAAGUAUACCAGUUAAUGUUGGCUUGCUGGCAUCCGCAUCCUAUCGACAGGCCAUCCUUCACUGACCUUCGGAGUAAACUAGAGACAAUGUUGGAGGCAACACAAGCCUAUAUCGAUCUCAAGGUGAAUCUCAACGAGGACUACUUUCUACACUCGGACUCCAGGUAA